GAGAAAAGACAAAGUUGCGGCCCUCGCCACAAGACACUUGGAGCACCUCAAGUCUGGUGUCGCCAGGCGCUGACCCAGUCACAGCCACACCGGAAGUAGGGGUCGCACGUGGCCCAGCAGUCGCCACACUGCACCGCACCGUGCACAGACUGAUGUUGAGACAGCGCCGCCUAGUGGCUGGCAGCAAACAGUUGACAACACGAGACAGAGCUGCAGCUUGCAGGAUGAUUGGAUACCCAGGAUACCCGCUGACAGCCACCCUGCUGGUGCUGGCGUUGUGCUUAGAGAGGGGAGCCGGCCAGGUGUGUCCGUACGGCUGGUAUGGGAGGCCGGGCAGCGACUCCUGCUACCUCAUCAACACCGACUCCACCAAGUACAAGUGGCCGGACGCCGUGGACAAGUGCCAGGCGUAUAACGGACAGCUGGUUGUCAUCUCAGAUACUCAGGAGAGGGACUGGUUGUUUCAAACUCUGGCGGACGUGACAGCAGCUGUACCCAGUGUCGACAGCUGGUGGAUUGGCAUCAAGUUCCAGGACAGCAAGUACUCCUGGGUCGACGACACCCCGCUCAACAACUCGCUUGUGCCGUGGGACAAGGGUCUACCCGGCGACUCCCAGGGUCCGUGUGUGGCCAUCGUCAGGCAGAAAGUCAGCAACUACACCUGUCUGAACUGGUGCAACCUGCUGUGUGAGCGGUUUAAAAGUGUACCCCUGCAGUGUGACGUGGACAACAAGUGGAAUUUCAUCAAUGGCUCGUGCUUUAAGAUCUACCCGGACAAGCGCACUUGGCAAGACGCAAAGCAGAUGUGCGACCUGCAGGACAGUCAACUGGCCAAAGUCUCCUCAUUCACUGCGCAUGCCGACUUGUGGGACGCGUCAAGACGUCUGGGCGUCAACCUGUGGGCGGGGCUACAGGCUGCCAAUAACUCAAGUCAGCUUGUGAUGACGUGGACAGACGGUAGCCACCUAGAGGCGACUGAUCAGAACUUCUGGGUGGACGGGCAGCCCAGCCUCGCUCCGAACACCACCCAGUGCAUGUACAUCAACGGCGGCAUCCCUCGCCGUCUCAAGUCCUGGCAGCUGGGCGACUGUAACUCUCUCAACGGCUACACGUGUCAGAAACCGCCAGGUGAGUGCCAGGACGGGUGGCUGACACACCAGAGCACGUGCUUCAAACUGUUUGACGACAUGCAGUCAUGGAGCGUGGCUAACCUCACGUGCACUGGCAUUGGAGGACAGCUGGUCAACCUGGCAUCACCGUCUGACCAGAUGUUCCUGCAGCGUUACCUCCCCGUGUUUGCCAGCGAGUACGUGGACAGCAUCUGGAUAGGACUGAACGACAACGGCAACGACUACGGUCCCAUCACGUGGUCUGGCGGCAAAAACAUCGGCAACGCCACGCACUGGGCCGAAAACCCGCCCCCCAACAACACCGUCGGCAACCUCGACUGCGGCUUCAUAGACACCAGUGACUCGGAGGGGCGAUGGCAGUUAACGUCAGACUGCACGGUGAUUCGAUCCUGGGUGUGCACGAUACCCGUCAACACACCCGUGCAGCCAAUGCCCACGUCUGUGUCGCCCUACAUGUGUGACCCCAUGUGGAUCCAGUUCGGACUCAGCUGCUACUUCUUCUCCGACGGCCCUGAGAUCUGGUCUGAUGCUCGCAGGAUGUGCAAGAGCUUUGAGGCCGACCUGGUGGUCAUCACUGGCGACAGGGACCAGGCCUUCCUCAACCGUCACGUGACAGGAGGAGACUUCUGGAUUGGACUACACGACAUCAUCGUAGAAGGCACGUGGCUUUGGGUCAACAACAACCAGGCACGUGACUGACGGGCGCUCGUGUGUGUGUGUGUGCGUGCUAUAGUCAGCUGUCAACACACGUGUGUAACUGUACAUUGUGUGACGACACCAGACUUUCAUGAUAAUAAUGAUGAUAAUAAUAAUGAAUGCAGCUCUUUGUUCACGUAAAAUAAUCACCUACCCGGACACUAACGGGUGAACUUUCACAAGAGACUUUCCAGUGACACAAGUGACACAAACCAGCG
This is a messenger RNA of Pomacea canaliculata, 2044 nucleotides long. Its product is annotated as macrophage mannose receptor 1-like. The record is from RefSeq and is a predicted model, not a curated record. The transcript is spliced from 14 exons. Bases 153 to 1829 code for a protein of 558 amino acids. Lineage: Eukaryota; Metazoa; Mollusca; Gastropoda; Architaenioglossa; Ampullariidae.